Stylonychia lemnae is the source of this 2280-nucleotide messenger RNA. The record is from the annotation of a GenBank genome assembly. Lineage: Eukaryota; Ciliophora; Spirotrichea; Sporadotrichida; Oxytrichidae.
AUGAAUGAUGAGAAAUUAAGAUUAAGUCUUCAGUCAAACGAAGAGUUAAGACUGAGACAGGAUGACCAACAGAUAGAGCCUUAUAUGAGAAUCAAUAAUCAUAAAAACAAUAACUUAAUAAGCUCUGAGCAAAUGAAAUUUGGAUAGAGUAGAGUGCCAAAUAUUGACAUCACAUAAAUCUCCACUAAAUAAAACUAUCCUAAAAACGAUUCAAAUAGUCUAUUAAUGCCAGCACCAAACAUGUAACCAAGAGUGUAUGCUACAAACAGAGACGCUCAAUAUAAUUCAAAAACUUUUGAUAUGGGCCUUUUAUAGCAUUAAAAAGAAGAGGGAAAUUCAAUCUAAGAUGACAAAUUUGUUGAAAAUUUAAACAAGAAGCAGAUUCAUUAGCUGGAUUCAAAUUCAUAAUUAGACGAUUCUCAUGCUAUCAGCUAAUAUUAAGCAUCCCUUUUCUAGGACUAAGGCUAGACAGAAAUGGGCUACAAUUUAAAGUCAGGCCCAGGCAGAAAACCAAUUCUAAUGAAUGAAAGUGCAAUGAAAAGACCAGCUUAUAAGUUAAUGAUUGGAAAUGUCCGAGACAUUAAUAAUGAUUUAAUUUAGUAAAAUCGGGAUCAGAACACAAGCGUGAAUUAAAAUAACUGCUUUAACAGUAGUUAGGAGAGCUAGCAACGAUCAUAUAUGAAAGAUUCUGUAAGAUAAGACAGAGGAAAUCCAUCAAUUAAUGUUCUCAAAAGUCCUUAGGAAAAGCCAUUUUACCCUGUAGUUACAGAAAUGAGGAAAUUAAUCCAUAUUUUGAGGAAGAAUUCUAGUUUCUAAAAUCUUAGUGAAUCACUCUCAAAUUUGGUUGAAAACUAUCAUCACUCAUAAAAUUCUUUUAUACAAGAGCUCUUUAAGUAGUUAUUGAAUCAGGUACACGGCAAUGAUCUCUAAGCAACUACAUAGAUACUUAUUAUUCUUUCCCUUAUCAAAGUUGAUAAUGUAUAAAAGCCUUCAGACAAUUUAAUACCAAGGCUAGAUAUUUCGUAAAGUACUCCUUUGAGCCCAUAAGAUAGAAGUAGGCUAUCAGAUUAAUAAAGAAUUGAAAAGAUUAUAAACGAGACAAUAAGUGUCAAUCCAAAAAAGACUUUUGAUUCAAUUGAUGAUAAUGAUGUGGAUAUUGAUAACUCUCCUAAGUCCCUGCUUUCAGUAAGGACUCUGGGCCAAUCAAAUAUGGUAAAAAAGUCACUCUCUCAUUUAAAGCAAGAUGAUGAAAACUAAAACGAUUUUAUGCAUAAAAUGAAGUAAAAUGAGAGAAAAAAAUAGCUCAAUACUCCAAUUGCAGCACAGUCAAACUAAUUUAGCUUUAAAGAUGGAGAGACCAAUAAAAUGAGCAACAUUGGCAAAGGUUAAGAUCAAAAUAGCCUUAGUGAAAGCAAAGGCAGUAAAAAUUCAGACCAGAUCUAAAAUUUUAACACCUAGAGUAUUGUAGUAAAAUCAUAGAAAGUUCAUCUUCAAGCAAAUUAAAAGCCUCCAAUACCUCCCAAUGAUACAUAGAAAAAAGAUCCAAAUUCCCUAAAAUCGCAACUAAAUGACGCAAGGAAAUAAAUAGAAAAUAAAAUAAAUUUAGCCGACUAAAAGAUUGAACAGCAGAUCAAAUAAAGGAAAAUGGAAUAAGGCAAGGACUUAGUAAGAUUUUUCAAAACUCUGGGCGAAGAAAUUAAAAACAGCAGUCAAUUUAAGCAUUAGCCAAAUAUCCAAAGCAUCUAAUUAGCACCUUUAUAUGAGAAAUGUGUUUAGCAGAAGCUGGUGAAGGAACAGUUUAAGGAUUUCAUUAUCUCAGAAUUUAGAAAGUAGACUAUCAUGAUGGAGGAAAGAUAAAGAUUAACUAGCAAUGAGCCAUCAAGCAGAGAUUCAUCAGUCAAAAAAAGAAAGCAUAAUUUGUUUAGCAGCAGUAGUUAGAGCAACAUCAAUUAAGACAAAUCUCAUGCCACUGAGAUAAGUUAAUAGCUAAGUCAUGCUAAUUCCCAAUCCAGUUUAAAUCAACCUGAUAAGAAAAUCUAUCCUAAUAAAUUUGCCACUAAUCCAAAGCGACCUGUUCCCAUUGAGGUGAUCAAUGAAAAAGAUGAAAAGGACUAUCUUUCUGAUGAUUUGGAGUAAAAAUCUCACAGCAAGCAAGACAAAAGAAUGUACUUUUCUCUUUUUAAAGUAGACUAAGCUGACAUGAAAACUAAUACCUAAAAGGUUUCGCCUAAUAAGGUUCCUCCUUUGGACUUGACAAAGCUAAAUAAAAAGAAAAAAUGA